AUGGUUCGAAUCAGGAUUUUGACUCAUUUUUUUAUACUUCAGCUCAUUGAAACGCCGCCUUGUCAUCGCUCAGGGACUAGGAGACUGUUUACUGAUGCACUCUUCAAAUUGGCGCAAAGAUCCGGAUGCUACCCUCAGAUCCUUCUCCUCAAGGACGUUGAGGUGUCGCAAAACGAUCCUAUAGGCGUUGGUGGCUUUGGCACUGUCUACCAAGGCCGUUACAAAGGGCAAGCGGUAGCAAUCAAGCAUCUUCGCGAUUUUUCGUCUAAGCGCGCCCAAAAGUGUGCUCGCGAACUUGUUAUUUGGGCAUGUAUGGAGCACCCCAAUGUCUUAAACUUCUACGGGGUUUACCUUCUCAACGGAUUGGACUCUAGUGCAUGUCUGGUAUCGCCCUUGAUGGAGAAUGGCAAUCUUGUUCAAUACCUUAACCACUCCCCUGAUGCUAUCCGCGAAUCUUUGCUCUACGAUAUCUCCCUGGGCCUUGAGUAUCUUCAUACACAAAGCAUCAUUCACGGCGAUAUGAAGCCGGAGAAUGUAUUCGUUGCCCUCGAUGGUAGAGCGUGCAUCGGAGAUUAUGGCCUCGCUAGCGUAAACAGCGCAAGUCAGAAUUGGACAACAAAGUCGAGAAGUCUAAACUCUGGAACUCUACGUUACCAGGCGCCGGAGUUAUUCAAAGACGCGCAAAUCGGUCGAGCAACAGACAUGUACGCCUUUGGCUGCAUAAUCUAUGAGGUUAGUCAAAUCACAACAUGGCUUGUAGUUCAACCGCCUCUCACAAAGAAUUAUGAACGAUCUGAAGGUUACUACCGGAAACAGGCCAUACCACCAAUACGUACACGACGUUGCGGUUCUGACUGCGGUCGUUGGGGGAGAGUCUAUGACUACCCUUGA
Coniophora puteana RWD-64-598 SS2 is the source of this 891-nucleotide messenger RNA. RefSeq lists its product as uncharacterized. The transcript has 3 exons. The record is from RefSeq and is a predicted model, not a curated record. Gene Ontology annotation, biological process: protein phosphorylation. Gene Ontology annotation, molecular function: protein kinase activity; ATP binding. NCBI's taxonomy places the organism in Eukaryota, Fungi, Basidiomycota, Agaricomycetes, Boletales, Coniophoraceae. The coding region runs from base 1 to 891 and encodes 296 amino acids.